UCAAAGAAAGAUGGAAAGUUCUGAAUAUCUGACUGAAGAAGAAGAUGAAGAAAUGCAACAAGAAAAUGGCGUCAAUGAUGAUGACGACGAUGACAAUAAUAGCAAUGACGAUAAUGAUGACGACGACGACCACAACAGCAAUGAUGACAAUGAUGACGAUGAUGAUAAUGACAUACAGAUAUUGAUCGACCGAGAAAUCACUGAUGUUCGACUUAAUGAUCAAGAAGUUGAAGAACUUGUGAAUGACAAUUGGAAUCAAGAAAUUCGAACUCAUGCAAUCCAUUACAUUAGCAGAACAGGGCGACAAUUUCGAAUGAGCAGACGAACAAUUUACAGAGCAGUGAUGUAUGUGGACAGAUUUCUUGCCCAGAUGAGAUUAGAUAAUGGAAUGCUCUGGGCAGUGAGGUUAUUAGCAGUGACUUGUUUAGCAUUAUCUGCAAAAAUGAAUGAUAACAUAGAUGAUGUGCCAUCACUAUCAGAGUAUCCAUUAGGACCUUACGAAAUUAAUGUGAAUCACAUAACGCGAAUGGAGCGUUUGGUUCUUGAUGAAUUCAGCUGGAAUAUGAACUGUGUUACUCCUUUUGAUUUCGGAAAUUUUUUCGUAUCAAGAUUCUGCAGAGAUGUUACAAGAUUACACAUAACUCGAAUAACAACGGCUCGAAUCAUCAUGAUUGCUUUAAGAGAUUUGAGUUUAAUGAAUCAUAGACCAUCUGUAAUAGCAGCAGCUGCAACAUUAUUAGCAGUAAACAGAGAUUUCACCAUACAAGAAUUGGUUAUGGAGAUAAAUGAUUUGCCUAUAAAUGGAUUUCUUCAAAUUGCUGAUGUGAGUUACUGCUACAAGAGAAUGCUACAGCUGAACAUUUGAGGAGUUUAAUUGCGCCGACUUUUCACUUUUGAUGCUGUACCUGUUUUGGAUUCUUCAAAUAUACAUUACUUUUUUGGCGAAUCGAUACGCACCCAUUGACAUUUUUUGAAGAAUCUGAGUAACAUAGCCUAGCAGAAGAAAUAUUUUUGCUUCUUUUUGUUAGAUAAACAAAUAGGGGAUUCAUUGAUUGUUGAACUGAUUCAU
Solanum pennellii is the source of this 1069-nucleotide messenger RNA. Its product is annotated as cyclin-D5-3-like. Bases 11 to 865 code for a protein of 284 amino acids. Lineage: Eukaryota; Viridiplantae; Streptophyta; Magnoliopsida; Solanales; Solanaceae. The transcript is spliced from 5 exons. Gene Ontology annotation, biological process: mitotic cell cycle phase transition; regulation of cyclin-dependent protein serine/threonine kinase activity. Gene Ontology annotation, cellular component: cyclin-dependent protein kinase holoenzyme complex; nucleus; cytoplasm. The record is from RefSeq and is a predicted model, not a curated record. Gene Ontology annotation, molecular function: cyclin-dependent protein serine/threonine kinase regulator activity.